Linum trigynum is the source of this 2706-nucleotide messenger RNA. The record is from the annotation of a GenBank genome assembly. Lineage: Eukaryota; Viridiplantae; Streptophyta; Magnoliopsida; Malpighiales; Linaceae.
GCGUAGUGUUUUGAUUUUGUUUUAUAGAAUAAGUGCAUAUUUGAUUUUGGUAGCUACUUUAAUUCUUAGUCUUCCAAGUUUCACAAACUAAUAUAACUAAUUGGUUAAUGCGGGUUACAAAGUAUUCUGAAGAAAUAAAUAUAACUAAUGUGGGUUUUGUGGAUAAACCGCCAUGGGUAGUGGUUAACCACUAACCACAAAAAUCAAUAUUUUGCUACCCACUAUCCACAAAUUGUGGGUAUGGGUAUCCACAAAGUGUGCGAUUUGCGGGUUACUGACAACCCGCAAACCAAACUUCCACCCCUAAUGACCACCACCAAUUGCGGGUUGGUUGGUGAGAUAAUAACGCAUGCAAGAUAUUAUUAACCUAAACCUAUAUUGGGAAAGGGAAAUUAAUAACGUGGUGUGUAUUGUUUUGGAACAAAUUUCCAUAUUUUAUUUAUAGCCUAGACCUAGCAAACCGGCAUUCGAGGCGGUAUUCAGCCGUUCAAUACUCCAUAGCCAACUAUUUUAUUCAAUACUUGUCUCCUUUACAAAGAAAACAAUUUAUUUCCUCUUGCUAUAUGAGAAGUCUCUUGUUCACCCCAAAACAAACGCCUCACCCAAAUUGCUUCUUUCUUCAUGGCCUCUACAAAUUCCAUACCGGAGUCCCUGUGUUGCACGAUCAAAACUCAUCAGGUGGCGACCUAUUUUCACUGCUUGUUUAAUUUCUUGUUUAUCAUAUACAACAAUUUUCUAACUGCUACUGUUUUGCUUUAUUUUCAGGUCAAAGGAUGGGGGUUCAUAAUCUUCCCGAGAAAUGGUCUAGCAUUUGGUGGCGACGAACCCAAUGGGCCUAAUGGGUUUUACCUAUUGGAUGGAGUGGAGGGGCCUGGGACGGAGACAGCAGCAAAAUUAGGCCCUUCAGCCCAAGAUACAGGUUACCCUCCCGGGGAGCAGUAAUCCCUUCUUCCCCAGAUCUCCGCUGCCGAGCCGCAGCCAUCGACCAUCUGCUCAAACUCUGCUCAGAAUCCUCCAACAAUGGCGCGAUCUUUCUCUGAUCUCCCUGGUGAUCUUCUCCUCGAGAUUAUGGGGAAGCUGGAGGUUGAUGCGGAUCAUGUACGGGCCUCCUCCGUCUGCCUUAGCUGGCUCACCGCCGUAGAGACACUCUGUGUCUCUCGUGCGCUAAAGGGCAAUCAACCUCUCAAGACAAGUCUCUUCCACAAACCUUCACAGGCCCUGGGAGGAGCUCUCCAGCAAUACAGCACCUCCGCUCUCCGUGUUCAUGAACUACUUGCCCGAAGGGAGCUCUACACUUUUCCUACGGUUCAUAAUCAAGCACAACUUGGUGUCAAGAACUUCCAGCUCGUCGGCUCCAGCCUAGGACUUCUAUGCGUUAUCUCUGGUCUUCGCAUCUACCUGUACAACCCAUACUUCCGUUGGUUUCGCCAGGUAAAUCAUCUCCAGCUCCGUUCUAGGAUGCUACUAUUGAAUCUGAGGAAUGCCGGCCUAGGUUUGCUCUGGGAACCCGAUAUUAGCGUAUCAGUUAGGGCCUCAGGAUUUGGCUUCGACCUAAACUCCCACCAAUUCAAGUUUAUGAGGGUUUUGGAGUACUUGAACAGCAAUUAUCAGGUUGUGGAGGUCUAUUCAAUCGCGUCCGGGGUUGUGCAAUCUGCUCCUUGGUCUUUGUUUGACCCCUUGCUCUGUAACCAGAGACUUGCUACUGAGUAUAAUGGUUCCUUACUCUGGAUUUCGGAGUAUCAUGCCCCUGGGUUGAGGGGAGCUGAUCACCUGUCGGGUUUCAUCGUCGCGUUCUCCCUUGGCAACCACGUUCUCAGUUGCUGGACUUUGCCAGAACAGCUGCAACGCGGCUUUGAGCUGAAUUUGGGACUUCUUCGAUCCCAAUUGUGCCUUUGUGCCAGAGAUGCUUCCAAUAUCAAGUUAUUUCUAUUCAAUGGCACGCUAUGGCAGCCAAGGUGCUCGAUUCAACACCCUAACAUCAUCAACGGCCCAUUCGUGCCGCUCGGCAUUCCAAUCGACGGCUUGAUUCUCUUUCAAACGGGGGGAAAACGGUUCACUUUCUAUUUCGAAGCCCAACAGCUCCUGAUUUGUUGCUCGAACAACAACGAGCUAGGGGGGCAUGAUCCGAUUUUGUGGUCUUCGUUCUUCUGCGGCAGGAGUUUUGUUAGGAGGGUCCCAGGUUUACGUGGUGUUUUCGCUUAGAUAGUUUCCACUUGUUGCAGCUAUUUUGGACUUGUGUUUAGGGCAUACACUAUCCUGUAACUGUUUUGUCUCUUCUACUAUGACCCAAGUGAUGAUGGUGGUUAUGAUAUGAACUUGUAACGACGAGCUAGGCGGGCAUGAUCCGAUUUUGUGGUCUUCGUUCUUCUGCUGCAGGAGUUUUCUUAGGAGGGUCCCAGGUUUACGUGUUGUUUUCGCUUAGAUAGUUUCCACUUGUUGCAGCUAUUUUGGACUUGUGUUUAGGGCAUACACUAUCUUGUAACUGUUUUGUCUCUUCUACUAUGACCCAAGUGAUGAUGGCUGUUAUGAUAUGAACUUGUAACUCUGUCUUUAUGAUAGGCUAUGAUUUGAACUUGUAACUGCCUAUUUAUGAUAGGCUAUCUCCCAACUGUGGGUCUUCGUUUCCAACCGAAAAGACACUGAAGUUUACCUUCUAGCUAUACCUCUCAAUUAUCCAGAAACCUCUAGUAAAAUUCAAACUUCUGG